CGUCGGCUGUGUUGCGAAGGGCAUACUCGUGUUGGAAUCUGUGCUUUCUUGAACACUAAUAUGAAGCAGGCCUGUCUGGAACCUACAUCAUCCUGUUUCCAAUGACCCAACAGGACCUGUGAGGAGUUUACACCUUCAUAACUACCCGCCAGUGAUGUAAAAGAGUCUCGGGAUGUCAGAGGAACAGUGCACGCAAAUAAGGGGCGCAGUACAAACACUUCCUCCUCCUGCUCGUCCGUAGACAUAAUGAUCUCACGACUUCUAUUUCCCGUCCGUGUUCUGGAGGUAAAUAGUGGAGAGGAACGGUCUCGCCUUUCCGUCUGGCAAUUCCUCAAGUAACGCUGAUUUAUAGAAGCAGUUUCCAGACGCUGCCGCUCUUCACCUGCCACGCCUUCCACACCUGCCCUCCUGCCUCGCCUGCCCUGCACCAUCUCUCCUUCCAAGCCUCGCGGGGAGACUGAGGUAGAUCUGCUGCGUCUGUUUCCCAUUAGACACCCCUCGUUGCGUCAUGCCAGCGGUGACGUGCUCAGAGGAGAUCGUGAGGAGAGCAGGUGAUGAUUAAUGCGUGGCGGGGAGAUGCGGGAAGACUAGGAAAAAGAAGUGAUGUGAUAAGCUGUAGAACGUGAAGUCAAGAAAGAAGAACGUCUACAAAAAAGGAAACGAAAAAAAUGAAGCAUAAUCAAACAAAUUAAUAAAAGAAAGGAAAACACGACAAGAGGAUAUAAAGUAGCGAAGAAUGGGGUUAAUACAGUGCAAGUCAAGUAACUUAUUCCGGUGACCACAAUGACCUGCACCACGCAAUAGUCGUUCAUUACAAGGCCAACACUAGAAGGGCAAACCCAGCAGAGGCACAACCACAAAAAACCACCAUCACCACCACCGUUAUCUACUUCACCGAUGCCUCCCUUUACUCUCCCUUAGCUUCGCGGAACACUACGAAGAUGCAAAUACAAAAUGAAGUCGCAGUUUUCGACCCGCCUGUUCUUAGCGCUGCUGUUCAUCCUUCUCGUGGCAUUCCUGGAGACCCAAUGCCUGGACACCGCCGGCAGCGAGGAAAGGAGAGUAUUAGUCAAAGAGAUGGAGGAGCAGACAGAUCAGGAAAGAGAGGGGUUUAUGAGCAUCAUGACCGGAAAGAACGAAAUAGCGGAAAACCUCAUAAGAAAUAAAAAUAGCCUCGAGAGGAAAAGGAACCAAGGUGACGCUGUGGGAGGUAGAGAUAAAAGGAAGACAGGAGAUGACGGUGACAGUCUGAGUGAUACAGUCGUCAAGGGGAAAAAGAAGAAGAACCGAGUCAUUAAAAAAAAUCGUAAACAGACUGAUGGCUUGAAAAAUCUAGUAGAAGGUAAAAACCAUGGGAAGGUUAAAAAGAUAAAGGAUAAGAAAGUAAAAGGCAAACCACUAAAAAUAAAGAAAAAGAAGAUUCCAGUAGAUAACGAAGACGGAAAAGACAAGAAAACAAGAAAUAACGCAGCAAAAAAGGGAAAGAAAGGAGGCAAGGGGAAUAAAGGAAAGGGUAACAAGCAGAAAGGCAACGAGACGACAAACUCGAGCGAGAAGAGCAGCAAGAGCAUCACCACCUCUAAAAAACAUCCUACGUUCAGCUUCUCCAAUUAUUUGCUGGCAGAUUGUGGAAAAACAUAUAAUUUGGUCCGAGGAACGUCUUACCUGUUCACUAGUGACGGGGGACAGCAGUCGAGAAACUGUCGCUCAACGUUUUUGAGCUCCCCUGGCACCAGCAUCAAGUUUUUCUGUCCAGUAUUCAACCUUCACCUCAAGAAAUGCAAGAAGGAGAGUCUGUUGUUGACCGAGAAUAAAAGUGUCAAGUGGCCCUUCUGUAAGACUGACGUGGUGAACAUUGAGACGAUUGGGACUAGUUUACAAGUGCUGCACAAGAGGAGGAGACUCGCGAAAAAGAAGUGUCCAGGAGCAUUUCUUUGUGAAAUUAGUGUUCGCUCCAAACACGGAAUCGUCACCGUGAAGCCUCCAGUCACAACGAAACCUAAACCAACUCAUCCCGUCCCUGUCACCGACCCCUUUCCCAUCCACACCGUGAAGCCUCCAGUCACAACGAAGCCUAAGCCAACUCAUCCCAUCCCUGUCACCGACCCCUUUCCCAUCCACACCGUGCCAGGUCGGCCAACAACCACGACCACCACCCCGACCACCACCACAACCACCACCCCGACCACCACCACGACCACCACCCCGACCACCACCACGACCACCACCCCGACCACCACAACAAAGACGACAAGCACGUCAACCACUACCACGACUACGGUUCCCACAACUACAUCAACAACAACGACGACGACGACGACGACGACAACAACGGAGCCUCCCACAAGGCCCAUCCACACCAUCACACCACCCACCGGUGCCAAACCACCGCCACCCUUCCAACACAGGCCCUUCUGCCGUAACUGCACUCCCGGUAACAUCAUCGUUAACAGAAUCGUCGGUGGGAUCCAAGCUAGGGAGAAAGAGUUCCCUUUUCAGGCCCGUAUCAUGGUACAUAACAAAAUUCUCUGCUCCGGGACUCUCAUCUCUCUCAACUUGAUCCUCACUGCCGCCCACUGCUUUCCUCAAGGUCACGAGGGAACGCUUGUGACCCUUGGGGAGUAUGACACGAAAGUUAACGAGCCCUACAGCCAAGUGAUCAAAGUCAGGAAUGUUAUCAAGCACGAAAACUUCAACAAGAAAACCAUGGACAACGAUAUUGCAAUUCUGGAGUUGAUUGAGCCUGCAGUGAUCACCCCUUACGUCAUUCCUGCCUGCAUCGCCACCUCCAAGGACACCUUCCCAUCAAGCCUCACCGUCACGUCUGGAUGGGGCCACGAUAAAUUUGGUGGUUCAGUAUCUACAGUACUGAUGAAGGUGGGAUUGGAUCUCAUCUCCAACGAGGAAUGCCAGCAGAUGUACUCCAGUAGAGGCUACACCAUCACUUCCAAUAUGAUUUGCACGUACACCCAAAAUAAAGACGCCUGCCAGGGGGACAGCGGGGGUCCCUCGUAAGGCAGACGACUGAUGGCAAGUGGGUGUUGAUUGGCAUUGUGAGCUUCGGCUACAUGUGCGCCCACGAGUCAUCCCCGGGCGUCUUCACGAACGUCGCAGUCUACAAAGACUGGAUCUCCAGAAACAUUUAUCACUUGAAUUGUUAAAUUCCUUAACUUUUUUUUUUUUUCUCUCAUUUUAUAUCAAUGACUGCACUUAGAACUAUGGUGACACUUACUAAAGGAAUAUUGCAAUCAUAUCUACUUAUUUACAUAUAUUCAUCCAUUCUCUCUCUCUCUCUCUCUCUCUCUCUCUCUCUCUCUCUCUCUCUCUCUCUCUCUCUCUC
Scylla paramamosain (green mud crab) is the source of this 3340-nucleotide messenger RNA. Its product is annotated as serine proteinase stubble-like. Gene Ontology annotation, biological process: proteolysis. The record is from RefSeq and is a predicted model, not a curated record. Lineage: Eukaryota; Metazoa; Arthropoda; Malacostraca; Decapoda; Portunidae. The transcript has 21 exons. The coding region runs from base 955 to 3015 and encodes 686 amino acids. Gene Ontology annotation, molecular function: serine-type endopeptidase activity.